AUGAGCGAUGUUGAGUACGAGAACGACGCAGAAAAGGACGGGCCAAAGCCUUACCCACAGUAUGCAACGCCUGAACCUGCUAUCGCGCUGAGAAAAAUCGAUUUAGUUGGUUUAGACUUACCGAGUGUUUCUAAUGCGGACGACAUGAAGGACGAUGAAGGAGAUAUAAGAUAUGAGGUCACUGAAGAACCACAAUAUCAUGUUACAAGGGCGUUAUUUAUUGGAAACUUGCGCCGCCCAAUCAAUGCUGGUCACUUUCAACAAUUUUUAAGAAAGUUGGCCAAUGAUAACAAGGAUCUUCACAUGCGUAUCGACAGGGCUUGGUUAACGAGAUUGAGAACCCACGCAAUUGUCUUGGUAAGCAAUGAGGAAGGGGCUGAAUAUUUGAGAUCUCAAUUGAAUGGAGCUAUAUAUCCAGAUGAGGAAGAAGAUGCAAGAUUGAAGGAAGAGUUUGAGAAUCGUGAGAUUGAAAGAUUUGAAGAGGAGACCAAACGAUUUGAGGGGAUCAAGGAGAGAGAGAGUGAUGAAGAAAGGGAUGAUUUGAAGCCACCUCGUGAGCCAAGAGAGUUUGUUACUGAAAGAAUUCCAUUGUAUGUGGAAUAUAUCCCAGUGAAAGCUAUCAACCAAUGGACUUUUGAAGAAGACAAAGGACCAUAUGAUGGGAAAUGGAAGUUGGAAUUUGUCAAUAGAAAUGACGAGUUGGUUGCUUCUCAUACGUUGUUGAAUGGAGAAUAUAUCCCUCGUUAUGUUCCUCCAAGACGUGGUGGAAGACGAUACGGAGGACCACCAAGAGGUUACGAUAGGUACCGUGAUAGUCGUGACUCGUACCAUAGGAGGGGAGGUCCGCCAAAGAGAACAGACUCGUACGUACCUGGACGAUCAAGAUUUGACGAGCCUAAAGGAACUGAUUCAUAUGUCCCAGGAAGUGCUAGGUAUAGAUCAAGAUCGCGUUCACGUUCAAGGUCACCUACUAGAUUCUAA
Lodderomyces parapsilosis is the source of this 981-nucleotide messenger RNA. RefSeq lists its product as uncharacterized. The record is from RefSeq and is a predicted model, not a curated record. Bases 1 to 981 code for a protein of 326 amino acids. The transcript has a single exon. Lineage: Eukaryota; Fungi; Ascomycota; Pichiomycetes; Serinales; Debaryomycetaceae.